CCGCGCUGGUCGAGCUGGCUGGGGGGCCUCGCAGCCUGAGGGGGGGGCCUGAGCCGCGAGCCCCGAGCUGCCUGCCAUUCGCGCGCCGUCUCCCGGCAACGGGAGCGCGCGCCGCCAGCGCACAAUGCACGCCCGCCUCUAGCCUCCGCGCGCUAGCGCAGGCAGGCAGUCUGGAGGAGAGAGCCGCGGAAGCCUCUCGCCCGCCGGACAGAGCUCGCUAGUCGCUUCAAAUGGGAGGAGUUUUGAGCAAGCUCCGCCCCCCGCAGCCGGCCCCCGAUCCGGAAGCCAGGAGCCGGCUCCCACCCGCCCGCCCGGCCUUCCUCGCAAGCCGCGCCCGCCCCACAAGCCCCGCCCCGCCUUCCCCCUGGGCCCGCCGAGAUCCCAUUCAGCCCUCAGUCCCCACUCGUUUCCUCGGGUCCCCUCGGAGGCCUUCCCGCCGGAUCUGUAGGACUUCACCACACCACUUUGGCAUAACACGUCCAAGACGAUACCCAAUUCAGCAGGGCCGGUAUUCCUGUGUGCUUCCCACGCUGUGCCGGAAUGGCGGUCACAGGAAGCGUGUGCUGUCUCGCGGUCAUUCCAGAGUGGUGUGCAGGCCUUCGACAGUGAGGAUCGCUCCUCCUGGGAGCAACCUGGCUCGUUUUCCAAUAGCAGUGCAGAUCCCUAAGGCCCCAGACCCGUGGUCAAAGGAGGCUGUUCUGCUUGCCCUCGAAUGUUGGAAGAGGAAGAAAAGGACAGUGGAGGAGGAGGAAGACCAAACAUCUGCUGCUGGUCAGGAGGAGAAAAGAAGGUGCCAUGACAGCAGUGGGAGUGGCCAUUCAGCUUUGAAGCCCGAGGUGGCCAACGGAGUCCCUGCUGCUUUUGUGCCUGAGCCUGGGCCUCUGAAGAGAGACCUCAGUUCCCAGAGCUCAGAUGGUGAACUGCAUAAGAGACCCUGCUCCUCUGCUGUGAGCUGCUCGAAGGGCACGUGCGCAUGUGGCAUCCGUAUGUCCAGCCGCAAUGCCAUUACCAGUUCCUACACUUCUACUGGAGGCAUCUCUCAGCUCUGGAAGAGGCGUCCCAGUGCCUCCUCACCCUUCUCCAGCCCAGCCUCCUCCUGCUCACAGACACCAGAGUGUCCAGAAAAGAAGAUGAGAGAAGAGGACGGUCCUCAGGGAUUUGGCUCUUCCACUCCGCCGGUAAACAAGGAGUCCCAGGGAGAACAGACCACGCCCAUGGCCCGUUGGCCCCUGCAGACACCUGGCCUUCUGGGCCCUCUUGGCUCUUCACAGUCAGGGCCGCUCCCCGGCCCCUCCCCAGACUCCAGAUCCACAGCCUCUUUCUUGGGGCUGACCCCUGCCUCUCCCGCAAUACCAGGCAGUGACGCCACCAAGUCCCCUCCAGCCUCUCAGGCUGAGACAUCUGCCAAACCCCAGGCCCCGCCUGCCCCGGGCCCCACCCUGAAGCCCAGUGUUCUCUUUGGAACGCUGGGCAGACCACCUGCUAACCCUUCUGCCGCAGCAGCUCCUGCUGUGUCUUCAGCACAUCCCAUGUUCAAGCCCAUCUUUGUGGCUCCAUCUAAAAGUGGGAAGGAGGGUCCUGUGCCAUCCAGCCGUUCCCAAGUCACAACGGAGGCAUCUUCCAGCUCUGUGAACACCCCGACUACCACCAGACUGCCCCUCCCUUUCAGUCCUGUUUUUAGCAGCACAGGGCUACCUACAUCUUUGCCCUUGUCAACUCCUUCCUCCUUCAGUCAGACAACUACUUCAGGCACUAGCAUGAAUGCCCCUCUGUUCCCUGGCCGGGCCAGUGUCAGCGUCCCCUCAGCAGCGGCUUGGGGGACCACCACCGGCACAGCCGCAGACUCCGCCCGGAAGCCUGUCUUUGGCUCUGGUGUGAGCGAUGUGACCAACACUGUGAGCAGCAUGACCAGCCCCACUGCUUCCACUGCCCAGCCUGUCCUCUUUGGGUCCCCCCUUGCCUCUGCUGAGUUCUGCCCAGCCAUGGGCUCCAUACUCCAGUUUGGCACUCUGGCCACGCCUGCUCCAACAACAGCCAUCACCUUCAGCCAGUCCCUGCCCGGCGCCAUCCAGACAGCUGCUAGCAGCAGCACAGCCAGUUUCGGUGACUUCAGUGGCACCCUCACGACCUCCACCCCCAUUGCCCCGAGCCAGCCUGCACUGACAUUUAGCAGCAGUACCACCCCAGUCUUCAACAUUCCCUUUAGUUCCGGCACCAGGCCCCCCGUCCCAUCCUAUCCCGGAGUCACCCCACAGCACACGUUCGGAGCCACUGACAGACAGCAGAUGUGGACUGAGCCAGCACUGGCCCCCAGCUUCGGCAGCUCCUUUCCUUUCGGAAGCCCAGCCAGCCUUUGGCAGCACUCCACCAUCUCGGACUUUGGAGCUACGACCCAGAUCAACAGCAGCGGUGGCAGCACAACCUCAUCACACGUCACAUCUGGGGUGUCAGCAGGCCCCGCUGCCAGUGGGGACUUUGGGAUGAGCAUGUCAGCCCCCCACAGCAGCUCCACCACUAGUGCAUUCAACUUUGUGGCAGGACGGAGUGGGAGAACUGGUGGCACGGCCCAUUUCUGGGGAUGCCUGAGUGAGAACUCCCUUGGUGCAGCUGGCCAGAGCACACUGUUUGCCAUCUACGUGGCCAGCACACCUCAGAACACGUCUGUGCUUGCAGCCAUCACCUCGGCCUUUGCAGCUAUGACUCUGACCACCAGCAGUGGGAGCAGUAGGUCAGUGGUCGGCAGUACUUCUUUAUCACCCAUCACGUCCAGGGUGUCAGCAGGUCCCGCUGGCAGUGGGGGUUUUGUGAUCAGCAUGGCUGCCCCCGACAGCAACUCCACCACUGGGUCAUUCGGAUUUGGGUCAGGAUGGAGUCGGAGAACUGGUCUCAAGAACCCUUUCUGGGGCGCCUUGAAUCAGAACUCCCUGGGUGCAGCUGGCCAGAGCACACCCUCUCCCAUCCACGUGGCCAGCACACCUCAGGACACGUCUGGGAUUGCAGCCAUUACCUCUGCCUUUGCUGCUAUGACCCUGACCACCAGCAGCGGGACCAGUAGCUCAGUGUUUGGCGGUACUACCUUAUCGCCCGUCAUGUCCAGGGUGUCAGCAGGUCCCGCUGGCAGUGGGGGUUUUGUGAUCAGCAUGGCUGCCCCCGACAGCAACUCCACCACUGGGUCAUUCGGAUUUGGGUCAGGAUGGAGUCGGAGAACUGGUCUCAAGAACCCUUUCUGGGGCGCCUUGAAUCAGAACUCCCUGGGUGCAGCUGGCCAGAGCACACCCACUCCCAUCCACGUGGCCAGCACACCUCAGGACACGUCUGGGAUUGCAGCCAUCACCUCGGCCUUUGCUGCUAUGACCCUGACCACCAGCAGCGGGACCAGUAGCUCAGUGUUUGGCAGUACUACCUUAUCGCCCGUCAUGUCCAGGGUGUCAGCAGGUCCCGCUGGCAGUGGGGGUUUUGUGGUCGGCAUGGUUCCGCCCCACAGGAGCUCCACCACUGGAUCAUUCGUAUUUGGGUCAGAACGGAGUGGUAGAACUGGUCUCAAGAACCCUUUCUGGGGAGCCUUAAAACCGAGCUCCCUGGGUGCAGCUGGCCAGAGCACACCCACUCCCUUCCACGUGGCCAGCACACCUCAGAACACGUCUGGGUUUGCAGCCAUCACCUCAGACUUUGGAGCUGUGACACAGACCACCAGCAGUGGGACCAGUAAUUCAGUGUUUGGCAGCACUACCUCAUCGCCCUUCACGUCUGUUGUGUCAGUGGGCCCUUCUCACAGUGGGGGCUUUGGGAUGAGCGUGGCUGCCCCCCACAGCAGCUCCACCACUGGGGCGUUCGGCUUUGGGGAGGACAGAGUGGGAGCACUGGUGGCAUGACCCCUUUCUGGAGUGGCUUGAUUAAGAACUCUCUGGGUGCAGCUGGCCAGAGCACACCCUUUGCCUUCCACGUGGCCAGCAUGCCUCAGAACACGUCUGUGUUUGCACAUCAGAUUUGGAAUGGGCUCGCUGCCGGAGUCCAGCUCCAGCUGACGUGUGGGUCACGAAGGAAAGGACAGCGUCAGCGAGUGAGAUCAAUGAGGAGACAAAACACCCAAUUAAAGUUGUAACAUCUCCUGACAUCAAGCAGCAGGGUCUUUAUUUUUGUAUCUUUUUACGGUUUACAUAAUGUUGAACAUUUUUUAAAAUUAUGAAUAAUACAAUCCUUUUUCUGUCAGUUUACGUAAUUUCAGCUUAUUACCCUUAAUUAAAUAUCAUUAUUUCUUCUAA
Messenger RNA from Manis pentadactyla (Chinese pangolin), 4262 nucleotides. Its product is annotated as nuclear envelope pore membrane protein POM 121C-like. Gene Ontology annotation, molecular function: structural constituent of nuclear pore. Lineage: Eukaryota; Metazoa; Chordata; Mammalia; Pholidota; Manidae. Gene Ontology annotation, cellular component: nuclear pore. Gene Ontology annotation, biological process: protein import into nucleus; RNA export from nucleus. The record is from RefSeq and is a predicted model, not a curated record.